Molecule: messenger RNA, 2235 nt
Organism: Psilocybe cubensis
Lineage: Eukaryota; Fungi; Basidiomycota; Agaricomycetes; Agaricales; Agrocybaceae
Exons: 4
Coding region: 1-2235 (744 amino acids)
Biological process (GO): protein dephosphorylation; G2/M transition of mitotic cell cycle; positive regulation of G2/MI transition of meiotic cell cycle
Cellular component (GO): cytoplasm; nucleus
Molecular function (GO): thiosulfate-cyanide sulfurtransferase activity; protein tyrosine phosphatase activity
Source: RefSeq, a predicted model, not a curated record
AUGACCACCUCCGCCAUGUCUACGCCCUUCCUCGACCGUCUUAUAGAAUCAUCCACACGUCGUUCAUACAAGAGGCAGAAACGAUCUCAUUCUCCACCUCAGAAAUCCAGCAUGGCCUUCCUUGCUUCCCCCUCUGGUCAGUUCCUCAGUGCCCCCUUGGCUCCCUCUCGCAAGAAGAGUCAACGGUUUUUGGCCACCAAUAACGAGAUCGACGAAUUUCUGUCGUCAGAUCUAGAAGUAUCCUUUGCCUCCAACGUAUCUCUAAACUCUCCACCUAGAGAACAUCAGUCUUUGGCUGCAUCUGACUGCGAGCCCAUGGACAUUUCUCCCGCUCCUGCUAAACACAGCUCAAGGCUCUCCGCAAGCGGUCACAGGCCACGCGCCUUCACAAGUGGAGCUCGUUUGUUUGGAAACGACCUCAGUAAUAGCAACAGCCAGCUAUUGUCUAGCCCACAGCUUGCCAUUGGUCAGGCCACAAAAUCAAGCAGCGGGACUCAGGGUACGAAGAAGACACAGAGAUCUGCUUUGCCUUUUGAAUGGCUCGCUACUUCGCGCGUCCCAGAGCCUCCUACACCAGAGGGUUUCCGCCAGCCUUCAUCACCGAUGGAUGAUGCUAUGGAUGUGGAUACAUCCUACAUCGCUGAUUCUGCCAUAGAGCCAGCAGACUUUGAUCCUGUGCCAGAGUCAGCAGCGCCAACAAUUACCGAUUUCAACCAACUGUUUCACGAUACGAUGUCUCCUCGUCGGUCUUUCGAAUCGCCUGCUGGUCCAGAGCUCAGGAAACGCCGUUCGUUUUCCCCCGAAUCUGCUCGUGCUCCUAAAUAUCAAUCAUCCUCUCCUAUACCGCCGUCCUCUCCUUCCGAAUCGAAGUUAGAACGAAUGGCUGCUGGAGCUGCAGCCUCUCGUCUAGGGAAACCCGGACUGCAAGGUCUUGGUGCACCCUCAGCAAGCUUCCUCAGGCGUCCUCGUCGACCUGUACUUUCUGCCAUGGUACAACCAUAUGAUCAGCAUGCUCAGUCAGCGUAUCCCACUUUAGAGUCCCCCCCUUCGAUUUCACGAGAUUCGGAAGAAGAUCCCAGUCCCAGAGGCUCUGCGCCUGUUCGUCGUGCCUUCUCUGCUUUCCUCCCACCUUCUGUCUAUACAGAACUUGAGGAGGAUGAAACUUCUUUUGAAGGCCAGGAUAUGUCGUCUCCUGCUCAGGCCUACUCAAAACGGCAGCAGGUGAAGACUAUCAGACGCUGCGAUGGUACAGAGGACUUUAGACCCCUUACGGGUGUGACUGCCUUGGUGCAAAACGAAAGUCCUUCUGCUAAAUUUAUGGCCGCUGGAUUACCAGGCUUUGGAGAUAACGAAGCGCAUGGAAAACUUCUUCCUUGCCACCGAGUGACUGAGGACGGUUUAAUGAGAAUUACAUGUGACACGCUGAACGAUCUUUUGGACGGAAAGUACGACGAGGAUAUCAUCGCAUACCAUAUCAUAGAUUGUCGAUUCGAUUAUGAGUAUAAUGGUGGUCAUAUUCCUGGAGCAGUAAACAUCAACACCACCGCCGCCGUGGAGGAGCUCCUCCUCGGCCCAAGCUUGACUAAACCUAAAGCGUCCGUAAGUGGCGAUAAGGCAAGGAAAACCAUCCUUGUCUUCCAUUGCGAAUUCAGUGCCAAAAGAGGGCCCACUUUUGCAAAGCAUCUGCGUGCUAAGGAUCGUGCUAUGAACAAUCAUGUGUACCCAAAGAUUCAUUAUCCGGAAGUCUAUAUUCUCGAGGGCGGGUAUUGCCAGUACUUUAAGGAUUCUGCUCACCGGUGUGAACCAUGCGGCUAUGUGACUAUGGACGAUCCCAACCACGCUACUUCUCGGCGUGAGGAUCUCGACCAAUUCCGCAAGGCUAAAUUCGGCCGCCAUAAGUCGUACGCCUAUGGUGAUGCCAACGGCAAGUCUCUCUCCUUUGGUCAACAGCAGCAACAACAACCCAAACGCAACACUGCCCCCAGUGCUCCUCCCAGCCUUUUCGCUGCAGCCACGGCUGCUCGUAGUCGCCGUGGCGGCAACGGUACUGGGUCUGGACUAAUGACGCUCGCUGAAGACGGCAAUGUCACCGCAGACGCUGACGACACGGACACUGACCUGGGGGAUAGCCCUUGCCCACCACCUAUUAAGGCGACUACGCUCAAAGCAAAGAAAGGCGUUCGCACAUCCAUUGUCCGCUCUGAGACCUAUGGUCCAAUUCGGAUGCCUUAUUGA